Messenger RNA from Letharia columbiana, 375 nucleotides. RefSeq lists its product as uncharacterized. The transcript is spliced from 5 exons. Bases 1 to 375 code for a protein of 124 amino acids. The record is from RefSeq and is a predicted model, not a curated record. Lineage: Eukaryota; Fungi; Ascomycota; Lecanoromycetes; Lecanorales; Parmeliaceae.
AUGUCAGAGUAUCCCGAAGUUCAAGUAGUCCUUGGAUGGGAACCAGCCGACGCGAGCACACAACCCGUGGAAGAUUACAUGUAUCGUUGGGGAGAAUUCACACCAGAUCCAGUGUUUGAGGAUGGCAAAGCCGCCUUUUGCGUCUACACAUACGAGCAGCCUAAUGACCGUGAAUCCGUAAUAUCGCAGAGCUUCAGGAUCCCGCGGACAGUAUUGGACAUGGAACCAAAUAUCCACUUCCGUGGCAUGGUAGUCGAGAAAGGACGCCUGGAGGGUAUCCACCGGGAGGAGUCGGGCAGUUACACAUUGCAGAUGAUUGAUGAAAAGAACCAUCGAAGGACGCUAGACUUCGGCAAGAUCAAAGAAAUCCCCUGA